AUGGAUGAGUGGCUCAAUGCCCCGCCACGGUACCUGGCUGGCAGGAGGUGUGAGGUGGCAGAGGUGCCCAUGGCUGUCUGUGGCAGACCUGGGCUCUACGUGCCCCCUCAUCACUGGGCCUCUGCAGCCGCUUCCUCUAGGGGACUGGCACACACUAAACCAGCAGAGUUCAUUGCAAUAAUCACCCCCUCAGUUGUGCCGUUUAGCACAACUUGGUAUUUCACUACCGAGUGCCAGGUGGCUGAGAAAGUCCUACUGGUCGGCGGCGGCGGCUGGCGCUGCCCUGCCCAGGGCACCGGGCUAAGCUCCAGGGUAGGGCCGAGGAGGAGGAAGAGGAGGAGGGUGGGGCGGGCAGCCGGUGCCGGGGACGCCCUCUGUGCGAGGCGACGGGAGACGGCGGGGGCUCUGCCAGCACACCGGGCAGGACCGCGGCUCCCUCGCUUCGCUCUUCCUUUCUUACCGUCCCAGGACUCUCCGGAGCCAGCCGGACCCGGAGUGCCGGGGAGGCGGUUUUCCUUCCCGGCGGGGUUCUGUCUGCCGGCAGGGCGAGAGAGGGGCCGGACUUGGCUGCGGAGCUAUCCCGGGCAGAGGAGCGCUGAGGAGGAGCCCGGGCUGAGGGACCAGGACAGCGGCUCCGCUCCUCUGCUGGGCAUUGGCUCCUGCGGCAGGAGAGUCGAGCUCCGCCCUGCUCUGGAUCACCGCCGCGGCUCUCCGCUACGCGGACCUGCGGGGCUCCGAACGCGGGCAGCCUGGAGAGGCUGCUCCUGGCCGCUCCAGUGGGUGCGCGUCGGGCGGCUUCCCAGCCCUUCACGGUGCGGCAUCCCUAGGAGGAAGAAGUGCAGUCAAGUGAAGUUACCACACUCCUGUGGCAUGAAGAAGCAGCACGAUGCUCAGAAACAUCGCUCUCCGCUGUAGCACUGAGCGACCUUAAAAGAUCUUUUUGAAAGCAGGAAGGGGAACUGUUAACCAGUACACUCAGCAGACAGGCUGUGGGGGCGAUGGCACGCAGUAGGCAAGACUUCUCCUUAGCUCUUUCUGCCCUUCUACUGAGGUUUGCCUAGAUAUGUUGCAUGCUCAUCCUUCAUGCAAAAAUAAAUCCCACUUACUGAAUAAAGUGGGGAGAUUCUUGUCCUUCCCACAAUUUUCCAGUCAAUUCGUGUUGUGGUUGGUUGGUUGGUUUGAACAAACAACUAAAUAUUCCUGAAAUAUUUUCUAAUCUAAAUGUAAUUUAGUGCCCUAAGAAUCAGUAAGUGAAGCGGAUGGGGAAGUGAAUCAGUCCAUCUUUCUUCUUUAAGAACUGGAAUAACUGGAAAAAAUGAACAGAGAAAAAUAGACAGGACUAAUAAUACGGCAUGAUUAUUAGCGUAAGGAUGUUAAAAUACGCAUCAUGUGAUGAUCCUCUGUUUGCAUGGAUGUGCUGUGCCUCGCCCUAUUUUCAUUAAAGGCAGGAGGAAUGUGGCUGCUGAUUUCGGUGGGUGGGGACGGGACUUGCUGCGUGCAAAAUGAAGUUGUUUCGUUACUAGUUACAUUCUGGCUUUGCUUUCCUUUGAUUGCUACUUUUAAGCCUUAGAAAACCACUUAUUUGUUAUACGGACUGGUUUCAAUGCGAUUACUCCUAACAGCUCGGCACCGAGGCUCUUCGCACGAGGAUGCAUCUCGCAAA
Messenger RNA from Pogoniulus pusillus (Red-fronted tinkerbird), 1663 nucleotides. RefSeq lists its product as uncharacterized. NCBI's taxonomy places the organism in Eukaryota, Metazoa, Chordata, Aves, Piciformes, Lybiidae. The record is from RefSeq and is a predicted model, not a curated record. The coding region runs from base 1 to 915 and encodes 304 amino acids. The transcript has 3 exons.